Molecule: messenger RNA, 2108 nt
Organism: Drosophila eugracilis
Lineage: Eukaryota; Metazoa; Arthropoda; Insecta; Diptera; Drosophilidae
Product: coilin
Exons: 6
Coding region: 74-1981 (635 amino acids)
Source: RefSeq, a predicted model, not a curated record
GAUAGCGCAAUCGAUUUUAAAUCCACCUCUAGUGGGCGCAUUUUGUGAUACAGUUUUUCCCUGAUAAAGAAGCAUGCACAGCAUGAAGGUGGAUCUGUCGAAUUUUUUCAAGGAUGAACGCCGGCAAUCUCUAGUAUUUAUCGAUGCAACAUGGCAAAACAUCAAAGACGUGCAAGAUCAUAUUCAAAACCUUUUCAGCUUGGACAACAUAAGCCUCCUUACCACAGAUGGAUGCUUUUUGCCUCCGAGAGAGUCUAUUAAAGUUCUCAAAUCUGCCGAAGGACUCAAAGCCUUUAAGUUCGCGCAAAAUGACAAGGACAUUUUUGUGAGUCCUGCUCCAGUGAAAUCUAGCAAGCGGAAGAAUCGUUCGUCCGAUGAAGAGGUUCACCUUUCCGCCUCGACUCCACUCCGUCCAUCAAAGCGCUCCAAAAACCAAAGCGAAAAAAAGUGGAAUGAAAUCGUCAAAGACACAUCUUGUGUUAGACCGGAGGACCAGAAGGAGGACGUUCCUGGACCUUCUGUCCAGUCAAAGCGUUCUAAGAAAAAGGGUCAAUCCAAGUCUCCUGAUAUUGGGGCAGAAAUUACUUAUGUGUCAGCUGAAGAAGAUGCACCUCAGAAGCGUUCUAAAUCGAAGAACCAUUCAAAGUUGUCAGAGGUUCCAGAACAAACAAUUGAUUUAAAGGAUAAGAAGAGCCACUCGCCUAAGUCUCCUACCAAAACAGUUCUUCCUCCGCUGGAAGAAGUCGAAGUUGUAGAGGAAGAGGAACCAGCCAAAGAAAAGACCCUGUCCAAAUCCCCUAAUAUUCCGUCUGAAACGUCUCAGUUAACAGAGAAGAAUCUCAAGAAGCAAAAAUAUUCCAAAAACAUGGGAAAUAAAAACAAAUCGCUUAAAUUUCCUGCCAAUUCAAUUGAACUGGAAGAGGAAGAAUCUACCAGUCCAACGAUUUUAUAUCGUUGCCCUCUCUUGGAGCUGGACUCCAACGUUGCACGAGUAUUCGAAUUCCCAAAACAAACAGACGAAGUUAGAAUUAUAGAAAAUAUAAUACUUGAACCCAUUGAUACACGUUUUUUGCCGCAGAAAGAAACUGAGAAAGAGUUUACUGCUAAUGGCUUUAAAGAUAAAGAAAUAGUUGAUGAAAAGGAAUCAAUGGUACUCGACAACAUACAAGUUCCAGAAAAAUCAUGCCGAGCAUCCUCAAUUGAUGAAGACGAAGUCACACUUCCAAAAGAUACAACUUCAGCUGAGAUCACCUUACCAGAAGAAUCAACAAAUGCUGAAAUUACAACAGAAGCGGAAGCCCUUCUUCCAGACAUUUCAAUUGAAGCUGAAAGAGCAAGUGUAGAUGAAGUAACUCGCCCUGAAAAUUCUAUUACAAAUGAAUCAAUUCUUCCUGGCAAUACAACUGGGGCAUCAGAUUCGCCAUUAGACAAGUCCAAUACCGAUACAAUUCUUCCAGACGAUGUUAAAAUAUCCAUAAAUAAAAGUGAGGUUGAUUCUGAAAAUAUAAAACAUUCUCCAGUCCGGAUUUGCGCUGAAAAUUUAGUCUCAGAUUCCGACGACGACGUGAUGUUGGUAGAUGACUCAAAUAUGGAUACUUCCGGAUCAGAUUCUGAUGUGGAGUCUGUUCCACCCCCGAAUAAUAAGGAGUCUUCAGAUAUUAUUUCGGAUCUUCUGCGGAAUGCCACUUCGCUAAGCGACCUUCCGACCAAAGGUGACACAAUUGUUUUUAAGCUGCAGAAGGUCAAGGGAAACCCGAGAUCAGGAGCAACGGACUUUAUCGCCGGCAACGUCACCUACAUAAAUCGGCGUACAAAAGUCAUCACUUUAGAAACAAUUAGCAGCCCUUCUGGAAUCGGACGUAUAUUGCGCCAAUACAGUGCACCGAUGGGUUUCGACGAUUCUUCUGAUGAAGUGCGUCCUUUAAAUGUUCAGCUCAAAGACAUAAUAGAAGGCAAAAUAGUUGUAGCCACAAUCGACUGAUUAUGUGUACAUUCUUGUAUUCUACUUCCAGUGCAAAUCGUCGGCCUCGUCGCCGGUUUUUACGCGCAGCAAGAGAGAUGUAGCCUUGGUGUCCUCCGGCGUUGGCACGCAGACCAUCAUCACGUUA